UGUGUGUGUGUCGGUGAGCACCAGCAUAGGAGGGAGAGGAGAAGGAGAAAAGACAGCUCUACGACGUGUUCUUUUGGAAACAGAACGGAGUGCUGGGCUGUCUCUCGUUUUCCUCCGUUCUCUCGCCCAUACGCUCUCUCUCUCUCCUCCUCCUCCUCCGCAAGCCUCCCUUCCUCAGUUGUAACCGUGCGGUUGCCAAGAGAGCUGUAGUACAGUAGCGACGGUAACUAGGUACGAUCUCCCGGACAUUUCUCCCGGUCUCCAGAGCCUGAAUGUCGACCAGCUCCUCUUCUCCGCGGAAGGACUUCGAUGUGAAGCAGAUCCUCCGGAGUCGAUGGAGGUGGUUCGGUCACCCGGCUGUUCCCCCGCCCAACAACCCCCCGCUAGGAGACGUCUUUACCGGGAGAGGAGCGGGGGCCAGCCCCGGAGAGUGCCAGAGCCCCUCUGUUAGUGUCUGUUCUACCAGUAACGGAACCGUUAACGGUGCCAGUACAGGAAAUAGUGGUAACGCCAGUUGUAGCGGCAAUAGUUCACGCAACGCCAACAACAGAAAGUUUGUGGAUAAUUCCAAUUGGAUAAUGAGUCCCACUGAUUACCUCCCGGUAACAGCGUUUACAGCCGCCGCAGCUGGACAUUCCUCUUGUCCGCGGUCAUUCAGCCAGGCGGAGUGGGUCGCACCGUUGUCUUUCUCUCACUCUCGGCCGGUAACAGACACAGAGCGCCCCGGGGAGGGCUCGUCGCUCCUCCAACCGGCGGUACCGGAGGCGUCUGUUCCCUCGGCUGAAGAGGAGACGGGACUGACGGGAGCCGAGAGUAAUAAUAACCACGACGACACGGCCUCCAGCUCCUGCAGGACUUCCAACAGCAGCGCAACGCUGUCCUCAUGUGUGUCGAUGGAACCGUGUGUCCCCCCCGACGAGUGUGUGCACACGGCUCACACACACGCAGAGCUGACCUUCAGCAGGAUGGAGACCUACCUCCGAACCAAGCAGCUGUGUGACGUCACUCUGGUGGCAGGGGACAGGAGGAUACCUGCUCACAGAUUGGUCCUGUCGUCGGUGUCCGACUACUUUGCGGCCAUGUUCACCAGUGAUGUCAGAGAGGCCAAACAGGAAGAGGUUAAGAUGGAGGGGGUGGACCCUGAUGCAUUGUGGGUGCUGGUACAAUACGCUUACACAGGUCGUGUGGAGUUGAGAGAGGACACUAUAGAGUGUAUACUGUCAGUUUCAUGUCUCCUCCAGCUCCAGUCGGUGGUCCAGGCCUGCUGUAACUUCCUCAUCAAACAGCUCCACCCGUCUAACUGUCUGGGGAUACGAAGCUACGCCGACACACAGAGCUGUACACACCUCCACCACACUGCUCACAGUUACACCAUGGAGAACUUUGUAGAGGUGGUUGAAGGUCAAGAGUUCCUCCUCCUCCCGCUAGAAGAGAUGGACAGAUUGUUGUCCUCCGACGAUAUGAAUGUUCCAGACGAGGAAACCGUGGUUACAGCAUUGCUAAGCUGGGUCCGCCAUGACGUUUCCACCCGGCAACCACACCUGCCCUCACUCCUCACUCACAUACGACUGCCUUUACUGCAAGCACAGUUCCUAGCAGAUGUGGAGUGUAACCCUCUGCUCAGAGACAGUGUGGAGUGUCAGAGGCUUCUAAUGGAAGGUAUGAAGUACCAUCUCCUGCCUCACCGGCGCCCCCUGCUGCAGAGCCCCAGAACCAGACCUCGUAAAUCUACUGUAGGAGCCAUGUUCGCUGUUGGGGGUAUGGACGCUACCAAAGGGGCCACCAGUAUAGAGCAGUACUGCCUGCGUCGGGACGCGUGGAGCCAGGUGGCGGUGUUGAGCGGCCGCAGACUCCAGUUUGGGGUGUGUGUGUUGGACCGACGCCUGUACGUGGUCGGGGGUCGGGACGGACUGAAGACCCUCAACACCGUGGAGUGUUACGACCCGGACGGUGGCAGCUGGAGCGUCAUGACGCCCAUGUCCACACACAGACACGGGCUGGGUGUGACGGUACUUGAGGGUCCAAUGUAUGCAGUAGGAGGGCAUGAUGGGUGGAGCUACCUCAGUACUGUAGAGAGGUGGGAUCCUCAGGCUCGUCAGUGGAGCUUCAUCGCCAGCAUGGCAACACCUCGAUCUACUGUAGGAGUAGCUGUACUCAGCGGGAAGUUGUAUGCAGUAGGGGGUCGUGAUGGAAGCUCCUGUCUGCGCUCCGUUGAGUGUUUUGACCCCCACACCAACAGGUGGAGCUGCUGUGCUCCGAUGGCGAAGCGGCGCGGCGGGGUGGGCGUGGCUACCUGGAACGGUUUCCUGUACGCUAUUGGAGGACAUGACGCUCCCGCCUCCAGCCUGGCAUCACGACUCAGCGAUUGUGUGGAGAGGUACGACCCCCAGACGGAUGCGUGGACGGCGGUAGCCCCCAUGAGUAUCAGUCGUGACGCUGUUGGUGUGUGUCUCCUUGGAGACCGUCUCUAUGCGGUCGGUGGUUACGAUGGAACGGUGUACCUGAACACUGUCGAGGCCUACGAUCCCCAGACCAACGAGUGGACACAGGUGGCUCCACUGUGUCUGGGCCGGGCUGGGGCCUGUGUGGUCGCUGUCAAACUGUGAACACUCUCUCACAGCUGAACACUCUUUGGACCCUCCCCAUUCUUCCUUGUCUCCAGGGUUACCACCAAUGGGAACGACGUUUACCUCUUAACAUUCCACUAAAACCAGGAAGACAUUAUAGACAUUGAGUUGGAGAGGAGAUUACUGAUUACUGUCGGGGGGGGAAGUCAGUCAGCCUGUCGUAUACAUCUAGGGGCCAACACAAGCCCCUGAACACACACACACACACACACACACACACACACACACACACACACACACACACACACACACACACACACACACACACACACACACACACACACACACAGAGAUACAUCUAGGGGCCAACACAAGCCCCUGAACACACACACAGAUACAUCUAGGGGCCAACACAAGUCCCUGAACACACACAGAUACAUCUAGGGGCCAACACAAGCCCCUGAACACACACACAGAUACAUCUAGGGGCCAACACAAGCCCCUGAACACACACAGAUACAUCUAGGGGCCAACACAAGCCCCUGAACACACACAGAUACAUCUAGGGGCCAACACAAGCCCCUGAACACACACACAGAUACAUCUAGGGGCCAACACAAGCCCCUGAACACACACACAGAUACAUCUAGGGGCCAACACAAGCCCCUGAACACACACACAGAUACAUCUAGGGGCCAACACAAGCCCCUGAACACACACAGAUACAUUUAGGGGCCAACACAAGCCCCUGAACACACACACAGAUACAUCUAGGGGCCAACACAAGCCCCUGAACACACACACAGAUACAUCUAGGGGCCAACACAAGCCCCUGAACACACACACAGAUACAUCUAGGGGCCAACACAAGCCCCUGAACACACACAGAUACAUCUAGGGGCCAACACAAGCCCCUGAACACACACACAGAUACAUCUAGGGGCCAACACAAGCCCCUGAACACACACAGAUACAUCUAGGGGCCAACACAAGCCCCUGAACACACACACAGAUACAUCUAGGGGCCAACACAAGCCCCUGAACACACACACAGAUACAUCUAGGGGCCAACACAAGCCCCUGAACACACACACAGAUACAUCUAGGGGCCAACACAAGCCCCUGAACACACACACACACAGAUACAUCUAGGGGCCAACACAAGCCCCUGAACACACACACACACAGAUACAUCUAGGGGCCAACACAAGCCCCUGAACACACACACACACAGAUACAUCUAGGGGCCAACACAAGCCCCUGAACACACACACACACAGAUACAUCUAGGGGCCAACACAAGCCCCUGAACACACACACACACAGAGAUACAUCUAGGGGCCAACACAAGCCCCUGAACACACACACACACAGAUACAUCUAGGGGCCAACACAAGCCCCUGAACACACACACACACACACACACACACACACACACACACACACACACACACACACACACACACACACACACACACACACACACACACACACAGAUACAUCUAGGGGCCAACACAAGCCCCUGAACACACACAGAUACAUCUAGGGGCCAACACAAGCCCCUGAACACACACAGAUACAUCUAGGGGCCAACACAAGCCCCUGAACACACACAGAUACAUCUAGGGGCCAACACAAGCCCCUGAACACACACAGAUACAUCUAGGGGCCAACACAAGCCCCUGAACACACACAGAUACAUCUAGGGGCCAACACAAGCCCCUGAACACACACACACACACACACACACACACACACACACACACACACACACACACACACACACACACACACACACACACACACACACACACACACACACACACACACACACACACACACACACACACACACACACACACACACAGAUACAUCUAGGGGCCAACACAAGCCCCUGAACACACACACACACACACACACACACACACACACACACACACACACACACACACACACACACACACACACACACACACACACACACACACACACACAGAUACAUCUAGGGGCCAACACAAGCCCCUGAACACACACACACACACACACACACACACACACACACACACACACACACACACACACACACACACACACACACACACACACACACACACAGAUCCAUUUAGACGCUCCUGUUAAACAAUGGGAAAGUUGGACCGUCGAGGGACUAAGACGUUCCAAUGAAAAACGAUUCCUUUAUUUCCUGGACAGUAACUAUGUACCAGUCAGAUGUACAACACGUGUGGUGCUGCUGUUAUUCUCCCAGAGUAUCUCUGAUCUCUUAUAUCAUCGCUGUGCUGUAGUCAGUGUGUUAAGGUGAGCUGAGUGUGAGUGAGAGACAGUCCUGUGUAAAUAACAUAGAAGCUCCUGUGUUAAGACACAGUGGGGAUGUACCCUCAAAUGACACCCUAUUCCCUAUAAUAGUGGACUACUUUUGACCAAAGCCACAUACAGUAGGGCACCAUAUAUACCUUCCUCUCUUUCUCCCCCCUCUCCCCCAUCUCGCUCUUUCUCCCCCUUCUCGCUCUCUCUCCCUCUCUCUCCCCCUUCUCCCUCUCGCUCCCCUUCUCUCCCCUUCUGCCCUUCUCCUUCUCUCCCCUUCUGCCCUUCUCCUUCUCUCCCCUUCUGCCCUUCUCCUUCUCUCCCCUUCUGCCCUUCUCCUUCUCUCCCCUUCUGCCCUUCUCCUUCUCUCCCCUUCUGCCCUUCUCCUUCUCUCCCCUUCUGCCCUUCUCCUUCUCUCCCCUUCUGCCCUUCUCCUUCUCUCCCCAUCUCCCUCUCUCUCCCUUCUCCCUCUCUCCCCGUCUCCCUCUCUCUCCCCCAAUCUCCCUCUCUCUCCCCUUCUCCCCAUCUCCCUCUCUCUCCCUUCUCCCUCUCUCCCCGUCUCCCUCUCUCUCCCCCCAUCUCCCUCUCUCUCCCCUUCUCCCCCUUCUCCCUCUCUCUCUCCAUCUCCCUCUCUCUCCCCCCGUCUCCCUCUCUCUCUCCCCGUCUCCCCCUCUCUCCCCUUCUCCCCCUCUCUCCCUUCUCCCUCUCUCUCAUCUCCCUCUCUCUCCCUUCUCCCUCUCUCCCGUCUCCCUCUCUCUCCCCCCAUCUCCCUCUCUCUCCCCUUCUCCCCCUUCUCCCUCUCUCUCUCCAUCUCCCUCUCUCUCCCCACGUCUCCCUCUCUCUCUCCCCGUCUCCCCCUCUCUCCCCUUCUCCCCCUCUCUCCCUUCUCCCUCUCUCCCCCCGUCUCCCUCUCUCUCCCCCCGUCUCCCUCUCUCUCUCCCCGUCUCUCCCCUUCUCCCUCUCUCCCCCCUCCGCCUCAUGUCCUACCCAGGGAUGGAUAAAGAAAUGUAUGAUAAUAAACCAUUUGUAUUUAAAUUCA
Molecule: messenger RNA, 5928 nt
Organism: Salvelinus fontinalis (brook trout)
Lineage: Eukaryota; Metazoa; Chordata; Actinopteri; Salmoniformes; Salmonidae
Gene: klhl5
Product: kelch-like family member 5
Exons: 15
Coding region: 273-2606 (777 amino acids)
Molecular function (GO): protein binding
Source: RefSeq, a predicted model, not a curated record